AUGCAUGAAGACAUCAUUGAGCGGAUGCGCGCGAGAAAUGAUGUCUCUAGCACCCAGGAAGCAAACAGCCCCGAGCACCUCGUGCCUCCUUUACCUUUAACGCCGAUAAGUUUGCACUCCGAUGUUCUCGCCCGCAGUCUGGCUGUACCAGCCACUGACCCACCUAAGGCGGCUCCUGUCAUCUCACAAAACCAUCCAUGCGCGAAAAUCUCGUCAGAAGAUCAUAUCUGGGAAGAGAAAGCAUGUAAAGGCAUCGCUCACAAGGGGCUGAGCUUGGACAAAGUCUGGGAUAAAAAGACGUGGAAGCAGAAAGCCAACAACAUCGAACGAUUGAAGUUGCUAAAGGACGAUGGGUACGACAUCAAAUCUCUACAGGCCCCGAAGACAUCCGCAGAUGCAAUAAUCGAGGCUCUACUGGCUCACGUCAAAGUACGGAAGGAGAAGAAUCUGGAUCUUGCAGCUUCUACAGUACUACAGUCAACUCCCAGUGAGGAAGUACCAGAAGCAGGGAAAGAAGAUAGCUAUGACCCCACUCCAGCGAACGAUGACGACGCAGCGCAUGCGGAGCCCAAGGAAAUUGCAGACCAUGUUCCAUCGGAUGCGACACCACAAGGUGUUCCGGAGUUUGCGCACGAUGAACCAGAAUCGCAUGAUGAACCAGAAUCCCACGAUGAACCAAAAUCGCGCUCAUAUAUCCCGCCCCUCGCAGGCCUGAAACGCAAGCAUACCCAUGAGGAUGAAAACCAGCCUGAUUGGCACCAAGACAACCCACAAAAGGAACUUCACGAAGCCUACAACACAGCAAACUCCAACACCCUCGUCGACCUGCCGUGCACUUGCAGGAUCGCUAAGAUAGCGCGAGUGUUGACAAGGGAAGAUUUCGCCAACGCCUUCGCACAACAAGCUGCGUUCAUAUACAGUCGACAGAUUGGUCGUGACAUCUUCCGCUACGCUAGAAAGAUGAGAAGUAUAUUUCAGGACCCAACUUCGAAAGAAUCCUUCAAUGACUGUAUGGCGUCGUGGAGACCCUCACGGAUCAUCUUUCAGUCGCCGCCAUCGGCCGCUCGACAGUCCUGCGAGCCGCAUGUGUAUAUCAGCGCGCAAGGUAUCAAGCUGAUGAUGUGGGAGCUUUCGCACAUCGCUUACGAUCCUUAUGAAGAUGGUAACUGGUGCAUCGCAGACCCCGACGAAAUUGAAGAUCGAAAGGGCGAUGGAUUAAUGGAAGCAUGCAACCCAGUAAAGGACGACUUUCGGUACAAGAUCCGCAUUUCCGAAACUCCAACAUUCCCUAUGAUCAUCGAAGGAGAGACCAUGGCACUGGUGGGUCUACUGAGACGUCUUCGUAAGAGCGGUAUCAGCUAUUACCACAAAGGACAGUAUGAUCCGCAACGGAUGGAGGUAGUCGCGUAUGACAAUGAAACCAGGCAAUUAAGUGAUGCCACCGAGACUGCUUUAGAGGAUGCUGAAAAGAUGUUAGAGGCGGAACAAGCUCUUGGUGGCUUAGAGGUCCAUAUUGGGUGGCUGGAAAGCUCAGACUACCUAGAUACUACACCCAUAAUGCCCGUACGCACCCGCAAAAUCGGCGUCAACGAUAAAGACAAAACAGCUCUCGCAUUUGGCGACGAUGACUUCCGCCGCCAUUGGGUCUCCGGUCAGGUUGGGGGUGGCCGCAACACCGAUUCAAGAGUCGCAUUCAACCAACAAGACAACGGGUUCAAGCAUCUAAAACUCACCGUCGCAACCCUCGUCGACGCCAAAACCAAUGAGGCACCUGACUUUGCCAACUUCGGUCCCGAUGAAGAGGCGAAAUACCACGGGAUGUUGCGCAGCAAGCUCAGCCUGGCCAAGGACUACAUACUCAAGGAGAAGGACCUGUCUCUCGACCCUGACCGAUUCGGUGCGCGCCACGAGCCGACGUCACUAGCCCUCGCCGCACCGCCUAUCAUGAUCGACCUGUAUUCUCAGCACAUGAUCCGGCUCCUCCUCGAUAUCUCAGCACAACUUCGCCAGGUCAGCGCUGAGACUCCGGCGGAUGAGGUUGAGACCGUGCUAGAGGGGCCGAUGAGAGAUUACUUGGAGUUCUGGGAGAGGUUACAGAAUAGUCUCUCAUGGCAGCUUCCCGGAGAGGAUAACGAGGCUAGGAUGGGCGAGGCGGAUAGGGCUAUGAAUGAGGUGUUGGAGAAGUUGGUUGAGCCUUAG
Alternaria ethzedia is the source of this 2199-nucleotide messenger RNA. RefSeq lists its product as uncharacterized. Lineage: Eukaryota; Fungi; Ascomycota; Dothideomycetes; Pleosporales; Pleosporaceae. Bases 1 to 2199 code for a protein of 732 amino acids. The record is from RefSeq and is a predicted model, not a curated record. The transcript is spliced from 3 exons.